AUGAACAAAAACAAUCUGACAAACAACAGAACAAAUAAACAGUGCAGCAGUGGUAUUGACAAAGGACAUGAAUCAGAACCAAUUGACUAUAUGGGUUAUGCACUUAUGGCAUGCCUUUGUUGUUUCUGGCCGUUAGGAUUGAUUGCUAUACGUUACGCAAACAUUGCAAAUGAUGCGAAGGCAAGGGGAGAUUUCGAAGAAGCCAGAAAGCAAAAUAGUAAUGCACGAUCCAUGAUUAUUGCCUCAGUUUUUUUCGGAUUAAUUACAAUUGCUGCUGUCGUCGUCAUACGUGCUUAUAUAAGGCAAAAACAAUAAUUGGGUCAACAAAUCAUUCUGAUAUCAACUUUACUAAAACAAUCUACGUAGUAGUAUUAUAUUCUAACAAUUGCUUUAAUUCGUAUUUCUAUUCUGAAACAGUGUCAAACAGUCAGACGAAUGAUGCGGUUGGUGAAAUUACAAAGACU
Mytilus trossulus (common blue mussel) is the source of this 464-nucleotide messenger RNA. RefSeq names its product transmembrane protein 91-like. The record is from RefSeq and is a predicted model, not a curated record. Gene Ontology annotation, cellular component: membrane. The transcript has 3 exons. NCBI's taxonomy places the organism in Eukaryota, Metazoa, Mollusca, Bivalvia, Mytilida, Mytilidae. Bases 1 to 315 code for a protein of 104 amino acids.